Messenger RNA from Meleagris gallopavo (turkey), 987 nucleotides. The record is from RefSeq and is a predicted model, not a curated record. Lineage: Eukaryota; Metazoa; Chordata; Aves; Galliformes; Phasianidae.
UUUAAGAAAUACUAAAUGUUAACAGUCUUAUUUUGUAAUAGCUCUACAGGAGGACUUAAUUUUGGAACUCUGGGCUCUUCCACUGCUACGGCAACUACAUCAGCUCCUUCAGUGGGAUUUGGGAGCGGGCUUUUUGGAUCAAAACCAGCCACUGGCUUUACACUGGGAGGCACCAGUACAGCAGGAACAGCAACAACCAUUGCUCCAGCACUGACUCUAGGCACACCUGCCACCACAUCAGCAGCUACCACAGGCUUUAGUUUAGGCUUCAACAAACCUGCAGGUUCAGCCACACCGUUUGCUUUAUCUAUUACUUCUACCUCAGCAAGUGGCCUGUCGCUAUCUUCUGCUCUUACAUCAACUCCUGCAGCAGGUACUACUGGCUUUACCUUAAAUUUAGGUGGAACAACUGCACCAACUACAACUGCCUCCACAGGCCUGUCCUUGGGAGGGACCUUAGCAGGUUUAGGAGGUUCACUCUUCCAGAAUACAAGCACAGCAGCAACAGGACUUGGGCAGAAUGCUUUGAGCUUGACUCUGGGGACAACUGCAGCUCCUUCAAGUACUGCUAAUGAAGGUCUUGGUGGCAUUGAUUUUAGUAGUUCUUCAGAUAAAAAGAGUGACAAAGCGGGAACAAGACCAGAAGACAGCAAAGCGCUAAAGGAUGAAAAUCUACCUCCAGUGAUCUGUCAAGAUGUAGAAAAUCUACAGAAAUUUGUGAAAGAACAAAAGCAAGUUCAGGAAGAAAUCAGUAGAAUGUCAUCUAAAGCAAUGCUUAAAGUACAGGAAGAUAUUAAAGCUCUGAAACAGCUUCUGUCUGUAGUUGCCAGUGGAUUACAAAGAAACACUCUUAAUAUUGACAAGCUGAAAAUGGAAACUGCACAGGAGCUAAAGAAUGCAGAAAUAGCAUUAAGAACACAGAAAACUCCUCCUGGUCUCCAGCAUGAAAACACAGCCCCGGCAGAGUGAGUUACUGUUGCUUAUAAA